AUGCAUCUCACACGGAUCGCCCAGCGCGGCGCGCCGUCCGAGGUGAUGGCGGGCCUCGCGCGGUGGCGCUCGCGUGCGGCUGCACAGGGCGUGAGCGCGCACCAUAAGGAGGAGGCGCCGCUCGAGGCGGACGUGAAUAAGCGCACGUUCCAGCACUGGAAGAAUACCACGUCCCAGCGCUGGAAUCCCCCGCGGUACAGCCUGCGGCGCCAGGCUGAGCUCGUGCGCGCCGCGUUCCAGACCGGAGACCUCGGGGCGGUGGCGGCGAGUCCCAAGUUUGCCGCCUUUGCACAGCGCCUCGCCCGCCAGGAGACGCACGAGCUGAUCACACCGUACAAGGCGCAGGAAGUGCCGCGCCUCAGCAAGAAGCAGGACGCGAAAGAGGCGCUGCGUAUCGCGCAAAAAGCACACGAUGCGGGGCCGUAUGCGGGCCGCUCGUCGAAGCGCAUGUUCAAGGGCUCGAAUGCCGACCGCGCAUCGCGCGCGCGUGCGCGCCGCGUGCAGGAGAACAUGACCAAGAUGGACAGCAUCGUGCAGGAGUGGCGCCAGGACAAGAUCACGGAAAAGAACAAGAUGAAGCCUACGAGUCCGCUGUAG
Molecule: messenger RNA, 597 nt
Organism: Malassezia japonica
Lineage: Eukaryota; Fungi; Basidiomycota; Malasseziomycetes; Malasseziales; Malasseziaceae
Exons: 1
Coding region: 1-597 (198 amino acids)
Cellular component (GO): mitochondrial large ribosomal subunit
Molecular function (GO): structural constituent of ribosome
Source: RefSeq, a predicted model, not a curated record